CAUUAACAAUAAAUAUUAAAGCAAAUAAAUUUUAAAGGAAUGAGAAUUUGACUUCGAAUCAGGUCAAAAAUAAACGUGAACAAAUCUGCUUUCAUGUUAAUAUUUUUUUUAAUAUUUCUUCUCUUAUUUCAGUGCCAAAAUGUGGCUAUGUUUUUCACUGAUACUAUCACCCACCUCAGGAUAUGAAUAUUUACCACCGCAUGUAUCGUUCGAUCCAGCCGAAAAUUUUCACAAUUCCAGUGAAUAUCAUCUUAGCCCACAAUUGGUACAGACCAAGGUUUCCGUGUACAAAUACGAUUAUAAUCCGGAAAAUGAAUUAGAUUUCUCAGCAGGACAUAGGAAAAACCCAGCCCAUAUUUUGUUGAAACCCUUACUUUCUGAUAAUCUUGAUUUGCCUUUGAUUAAACUACCGACAAGUAAAAAUCGACCUAUGGAAAUAGUCUUCGAAGGCAAUGCAUUGGAAUUUGAUUUUCCCUCGGAAGAGGAGAAGCAGGCAGCCCUUAAAGAUGGACGAUAUAAACCGAAUAAUAUACUGCCCAUAGAUGUGGAUGUCUAUUCGCCAAGUGAUGGCAGUCGCACUCAGGUAUUUAUGACCAUACCACGUUUUGAUAGAGGUCCGCCAUACUCUUUGGCGAGGGUUCGCAAUGAACCUGGUCAGUCUGGCAUAAAACUGGAAGCCUAUCCUGAUUAUUCCUGGCACAGUUCAUAUGGAGCCAACUGCAAGGGUCUGGCCUCGGUUUACAGAGUUAUGAUUGAUCCCUGCAAUCGCAUGUGGAUAUUGGAUAGCGGUGAAAUUGGCCGAAAUCACACCUGUAGCCCCCAAAUUGUUGUCUUCGACAUACCCAGCCACAGAGAGGUCCAUCGUUAUGAGUUGCCACGCAAGGUAUAUGUCAAAGAUUACAGUCGUCUGGUCACGAUUGUGCUGGAUGUGGCCGAUCCCCCACCCCAUGGACGUUGUGAGAAAACCUUUGCCUAUCUGGCGGAUGCAACCUCUUUUGCCCUCGUCGUCUACGAUCAUCAGAAACGAGAUUCGUGGCGUAUUGAAAACCGUUUUACCUAUCCAAAUCCACAUUUCAGCAAACACACGGUGGCUGGUGAAAGUUUUGAACUGUUGGAUGGGGUAUUCGGCAUGUCUGUGACUCCACAUGGCUUGAAUAUGCAACGCAUGUUAUAUUUUCAUUCGUUGAGCAAUGAUCUUUUGGCUGCUGUUCCACUGGAUGUUCUUAACAAUGGCAGUUAUUUUCGUAUCGGAGAUAUAUCGGCCCGCCUAAAAGAUUUCCAUGCAGUCGGCCAAAGAGGUGUCCAGUGCACGGUGUCCGCAAUGACACCGCACGGCUAUUUGUUGUGUGGAUUCCUAAAUCCAAUUGGAAUUGUUGGUUGGGAUAUAAGGAAACCGUACACUGCGGAAAAUCGCAUAACGCUGGCAGAAAAUCACAAAACCCUGCAGUUCAUUGGCGGUCUUAAAAUUGCACCCAAUGCCGAGGGUAAACUUGAAGUUUGGAUGUUGUCAAAUCGUGCCCAGAAAUUCUUUAGCGGAACAAAUAAUUUGAAGGAAAUCAAUUAUCGGGUGCAGAAAUGUGGUUUGAAUGAACUGUUGUUAGGUCUACCGUGUUAGCUGUAAGAUGGAGGGGGUCCGACACCUCCAAUGUACUGAUUAGUUUUAAUUAUUUGUAUUUUUAUUAAAAAA
Musca domestica (house fly) is the source of this 1687-nucleotide messenger RNA. Its product is annotated as major royal jelly protein 1. Bases 140 to 1615 code for a protein of 491 amino acids. The record is from RefSeq and is a predicted model, not a curated record. The transcript is spliced from 3 exons. Lineage: Eukaryota; Metazoa; Arthropoda; Insecta; Diptera; Muscidae. Gene Ontology annotation, cellular component: extracellular region.